CCUGAGCGGGUAUACUUGCAGAGCAUCAGAGCUUCAUCGCUUCCCGCUGGGACAGAUUGGGAUAUUUUAUCUUAAGGACGUUUUUAGGAAGUUUCCGGAUAUUCUAAAACCCGACUGGUGGCAUCAUGAAGUCCCCGAAACUGAAGACUCCAGCGAAGUUCGUCAAGGAGGAGGACCUGAGCGACGUCCUGUGCGAGUUCGACGCGGUUAUCGAAGACUUCACGUCGCCCGUGGAGAAGCGACACUUCAGGUACGACGAGCACCUGAAGACCGUGAAGAGGAGGAGCAGCGCGAGCGUCAGCGACAGCGGCAUCAGCGACACCGACAGUGCCGAUUCGCUCAACAGAAAUAGCUUCAGCUUCAGUGACGAGAGGCUGAACUCCCCCACCACAACCUCCCCGCCUCUGAUGUCACCCAAACCCAAACUGGGCGACACCAAAGAACUGGAGGACUUCAUCGCCGACCUGGACCGGACAUUAGAGAGCAUGUGACCCAGGAGCUCUCUGUCACCUUGGAGAGUAGCCAUGACGGAGGGAGGGAGUGGAUUUCUGGACCCCUGCUGAGCAGUUAAAACGCGCCUGGUCAGCUGCCCAGCAGGAUGCAGCUGCAGAGAAUAGCAGCAGAACCCUGAAGGCUGCUGCAGCCGGUCCACACACACUUUCUGGACUCUAAGUGCUUGCAGGGACGUUCUCAAUCUGCUUUCUGUAGAACUGGAACUAAAACGAGUUUGGAUCGCUAACAUCAACCUGACGGACACCCCGGGCUCCACUCUCUCAUCCAAAACUUGAGCUGGAAGAGUUAUUUAAGCAAAAAAAGGCUUUUUGUAACAGAAACAUAUUUGUAAUUUUAUAAAGCUUCCUGCUGUCGAUUUAUGAUCCUUUUUGUGAAAUCUAUUUUUGUAUCGUAUGUAUAUAAUGUUUCAGAUUCUAUUUGUGCUAACCCGGACGGAUCAAGAUGAGACUCACACCGACUGGAGGGAAAACUGGAAAGCAGUGUCUGUAUCUAAUACAGCUAACACCUGCCAGAGAAAAAAAUAUUCAACUAUAAAAUAUUCUUAACAUAGCAACACGAGGCUCUUGUAUUUAUUUUGCAUUCAUGCCAUCGGCCUGCUCUGUCAAAAAGUCUGAUGAAAUAAGUUUCUUUUUUCAGGAAGGAAAUAAACAAUGAG
Messenger RNA from Poecilia latipinna (sailfin molly), 1168 nucleotides. RefSeq names its product regulator of cell cycle (gene rgcc). NCBI's taxonomy places the organism in Eukaryota, Metazoa, Chordata, Actinopteri, Cyprinodontiformes, Poeciliidae. The record is from RefSeq and is a predicted model, not a curated record. Bases 126 to 491 code for a protein of 121 amino acids. Gene Ontology annotation, biological process: regulation of cell cycle. The transcript has 5 exons.